CCUCUUUUGUUUCCACAUGUUCACACUUUUUAGUUUCUACUUUCUAUAUCUUUCCUUUGACUGUAGCUCUCCAGUAAUCUUGUUUCCGGUUUUGGGAGAGAGAGAGACGUCUGAGCUUUUCUUUCCUUUCAUGGGUUCUUGUUGUAGCACUUCUCGAAUCAAAGCUGAAAGCCCAGAUCGUAAUGGGUUGAACUCAAACUAUGGAAGCAAGGUGUCGUCUGUGUCAGUGCCUUCGACUCCCCGAACGGAGGGCGAGAUCCUGCAGUCAUCCAACAUGAAGUGCUUAAGCUUCAAUGACCUCAAAACCGCCACCAGGAACUUCCGUCCCGACAGUAUGGUCGGAGAAGGUGGUUUUGGAUGCGUCUUCAAGGGUUGGAUUGAUGAGAAUACUCUGAAAGCUGCUAAGCCCGGUACUGGUUUGGUCAUUGCCGUUAAGCGGCUUAACCAAGAAGGUCUUCAGGGUCACAAGGAAUGGUUGACAGAAAUCAACUAUCUUGGACAAUUGGAGCAUCCCAAUCUUGUGAAAUUGGUAGGUUACUGCUUGGAGGAUGAUCAUCGCCUUCUGGUGUACGAAUUUAUGUCGCGGGGCAGCUUGGAUAAUCAUCUAUUUAGGAGGGGUUCCCACUUUCAACCGCUUUCGUGGAGUAUUCGGAUGAAAGUUGCACUGGGUGCUGCAAAGGGUCUAGCAUUUCUUCAUAGUGAUGAAGCAAGAGUAAUAUACCGAGACUUUAAAACAUCAAAUAUCCUCCUUGAUUCGAACUAUAACGCAAAACUCUCUGAUUUUGGGUUGGCUAAGGACGGGCCAGUGGGUGAUAGAAGCCAUGUCUCAACACGGGUCAUGGGAACAUUUGGAUAUGCAGCUCCAGAGUAUAUGGCCACAGGUCAUUUAACUGCCAAAAGCGACGUGUACAGUUUCGGAGUUGUUAUGCUUGAAAUGUUAUCCGGGAAACGAGCAGUGGACAAAAACAGACCCUCUGGAGAACACAAUCUAGUGGAAUGGGCUAAACCAUAUCUAGCCAGCAAAAGAAGAGUUCUCCAAAUCUUUGACUCUCGCAUCGAAGGCCAGUACUCAGUAGGUGGAGCCAUAAGAGCAGUUAACAUCGCGAUUCAGUGCUUAGCCACAGAACCGAAGUACAGACCAAGCAUGAAAGAGGUGGUAAAAGCACUAGAACAGCUUCAGGAGCUCGAUUGUGUGGGUGCCCCGGCGAGCAAUCAACAUCACCUUCAAAGUCUUAAUGGAAAAUCAUCGAACGGUCACAAGCAUCUAAGGGCUAGUACCAAUGGAGUAAGCAUUGGAAAAGCAGCUUCAUUUCCUCCUCAGCCAUCUGUUUCCCCCAUCCGUACAUAAAUGGAUAACAACUUUUAUUUAACAAAGUGCUGCAACAUAUUCUCAUUGACUUAAAAGAAAUCUACAGAUGGUCUUUGGAGGAACACAAAAGUCGACUUGUGUUUGAGUGUGUAUCAUUGCGGUUGAUUACUGUACAUAUACCCUCCCUGUUGGCUAAUAAUGAGCAUUAUCCUUUUUGGUGCA
Molecule: messenger RNA, 1531 nt
Organism: Morus notabilis
Lineage: Eukaryota; Viridiplantae; Streptophyta; Magnoliopsida; Rosales; Moraceae
Product: receptor-like cytoplasmic kinase 176
Exons: 6
Coding region: 17-1348 (443 amino acids)
Biological process (GO): protein phosphorylation
Molecular function (GO): protein kinase activity; ATP binding
Source: RefSeq, a predicted model, not a curated record